GCUGGAUUCACUACUGGACCUCAGCAUCAACAACAGCAGCAGCUAUCGGCUGGUGCUGCUUCUAUCGCUUCUCAGCAGCCAGUUCAAUCCCAACAGCAGCAAUCUGCCUCAGCUCUCUCUAAUCCUUGUUCAACUACAUCCGUUACUGCGGCUUCAGUAAAUAGUCGUGCCUUUGUUGCCGGUCAACAGCAGCAGCAGCAGGCUGCUUUUGCUGUGGCUGCAGCUGCAGCCGCAGCCGCAGCUGCCUAUCAGCAGCAAGCACAAGCCCCUAAUCAGCAAGCUCAAUUAGUUACUAAUCCGGGCCAUCCUCUUACGACUAACACAACCGCCAACACUCAUAAUGCUUCAGGUACCACUUCUACAUCAGGUGUUGGUAUUGGAAAAAAAGAAAAUGACCUAGUCGCACAUGAACGGUGUCUAAGCUCUACUACUCACCUGGCCGCUGUUGCUGCUGCUGCUGCUGCGGCCGCGACGGCUCCGAAUUCUUCUAAUAGUUCAGCUUCAUCUGCUCAGCAGCACGUUGGAAAUUCUGCAAUGUCGUCCCGUACGGCAACUCAACCUACUCAAAGUAGUGCUGCGGCCGCCGCCGCAGCUUCAAACAAUCUGGCAGCUGUGAUGGCUGCAGCUGCAUUUGGCCGACAGUUUCACCAACAGCAGCAACAACAACAAAGUCCCCAGAAUUCCAGGCUUACGGUGGGGUCCUCUGUGCCAUCCGUCCCUGCUGCUGUCCAGGCGAGUCAUCACCAUCUUCAUCAUCACCAACAACAGCAAGCUUCCAUAGCCAAUUCUACAAGCAACGGUUUAACAGGAGCGACCUCGACGGCUUCCUCAGCCUAUGGCUUAGCACAUCACCACCAUCAACAACAGCAGCAGCAGCAAUCAACUGCGUCAAGUGGCCAAACGCAGGCAGGACAGCAGCAGCAUUCUGGCGCUUCUCUUGCGUCAAGCUUGCCAUCUGGACAGACCCAGCAACAAUUAGCCUUCUCUGCAGCCGCUGCAGCUGCUGCAGCAGCAGCGGCAGCGGCUGGCUACGCCAGCCAAACACCUCAUCAUAUGCAUCACCAAGUGCAACACCAGCAACAGCAAGUAGCACAGUCCAUAGCUUCGAGUCAACAAAGUUCGUCCGUUUCCGCUCAACAACAGCAACCGCAGGCCUCGCACCAUUAUGCUCAACAAACAGCAUUCCAGCAACAACAGCAACAGCAGCAUCAUCAGCAACAGCAACUCGCUCAGCAACAUCAACAGGUAAUACAACUGCAUCACCAAUUGCAACAACAGCAGCAACAGCAGCAGCAUUAUCAACAGCAGCAGCAACAGACAGUGGUCAACCAACAGUAUCACCAGCAGCAGGCUCAAUUUAUGCAACACUAUCAUCCUGCUGCAAUGAGCCUUUUCCAGUUUAUGCCUGGAAUGGUGGCUGGAGCCCAAUACCACCAGCAAUACCAGCAACAACAACAACAUCAGCAGGUGGCUGGUGCUGCUGCACAACAGGCUUCCCAGCACCAGCAUCCACGCCAG
This is a messenger RNA of Protopolystoma xenopodis, 1518 nucleotides long. Lineage: Eukaryota; Metazoa; Platyhelminthes; Monogenea; Polystomatidea; Polystomatidae. The record is from the annotation of a GenBank genome assembly.